This is a messenger RNA of Trichechus manatus latirostris (Florida manatee), 1580 nucleotides long. It is a transcript of the gene MTIF3, whose product is annotated as mitochondrial translational initiation factor 3. Gene Ontology annotation, molecular function: translation initiation factor activity; ribosome binding. The transcript has 5 exons. The record is from RefSeq and is a predicted model, not a curated record. Gene Ontology annotation, cellular component: mitochondrion. Gene Ontology annotation, biological process: ribosome disassembly; mitochondrial translational initiation. Lineage: Eukaryota; Metazoa; Chordata; Mammalia; Sirenia; Trichechidae. The coding region runs from base 715 to 1554 and encodes 279 amino acids.
GUGACCCCAUUUUCGAACCCAAGCCGCUGCCUCGGCUUCCUAUAGCCGCGCCACCUAGACCUGGCGCCAGUCUGACAGCACCUUCUGUUUUCCGCCCCGCCAUCCCUGUCCGCCUACGCGCACGCACGCACGCACGCCGACGUCCCUACCUGGCGGAAGAGCGCCGCGAAUCGCGCGGCCCCUCCGGGAGGUGGGCGUGAACGCCGCUGACCACGUGAUCGGGCCUGCUCUAGGAGAAAGGCACGUUCCCGCAACGGAGCGGGAAGAUGGGGCCACCCGCCUGCGUCUGAGCUGGGGGGCUGGCUAACGCCUUGUUCCUGCUGCCGCCGGGAGAGGCCUGCCUGUGGAGGUCUCCAAGUGGUUAUGGGCUUUCCUUUUUUCCUAUUUAUCAUUUCUUAGGCUUCCUGAUGUGAGGCUGUUGAGAGAAGUAAAUGUUUUCGUUGAGAAGCCGCAGAGGGACGAGUACGUGUUACAAAAGGUUUCUCAGCAAACUACUAGAUGAGCGGGCCCUCUCAAGCUCUCUUCAGCUUGUGCUUCUGAGGUGGACCAGAUACGUGGAUGGCAGGAGAGAGACCCUCACUGUGGUGGAGAAACAAUUAAAAACUCAGAACGCCACUUAGAACCACAGCACUUGUAACCCUGAAGUAAAACCAGCAUUGCCGUACGUGCCCAAGUGCUUGGUCCGGGUUUGGUGCCACCACCUUACUGCCCUUAAUGGCUGCUCUGUUCCUGAGGAGGUUAACACUGCAAGCGAUAAAGACUGAAAAUAACUGCAUUGCAAGAUGUUUGGAGAAACACUUUCUGCAAAAGACAGCGCCAGCACAGUUGUCUGUUACUGUUUCAGUCCCGAGACUGCCCUCUCUCAUUCAUGCAAAAGCGUUCAGUGUGGCUGAAGAUGCCCAGGAUAAGAAAAACAAGAAGAAAAAGACUGAAACAGCUCUUACUAGCACUGGUAGAAAAAUUAGUGAGCGAAUCAUUCAGGUAUUUGAUGAGAAGGGCAAUGACUUGGGGAGCAUGCACCGGGCAGAUGUGAUUAAACUCGUGGACAAGCGAGACCUGAAGCUCGUUAAAAGGAACGCCUGCACAGAGCCUCCUGUAUACCAGCUCAUGACGGGACUUCAGAUUCACGAAGAGCGAAUGAGACUCAGAGAGCAGGACAAGGCCAAACCUAAGACACGACCGACUCUGACAAAGGAACUGACUUUUUCUUCAAAUAUUGGACAACAUGAUUUGGACACAAAGAGUAAACAGAUUCAGCAGUGGAUUGAGAAAAAUUAUCAAGUUCAAAUUACUAUAAAGAAAGGGAAGAAUGUAGAAGACCCAGAAAAUAAAAUGGAGGCGAUAUUUAACCAAAUACUCCAGACCAUGCCUGGAAUAGCUACCUUCUCAUCUAAGCCCCAGGCCGUUAAAGGAGGAAGAGCUGUAAUGUGUGUUCUUCGCCAUUUGAGCACAAAGGAAGAGAACAUGUAUAGAGAAGCCCAGAAGACCCAGAAAGGAGACAUUCUGAACAAAGAAAAUAGAAAUGACAGACCACCAGAUGUUCUGCACCAGUGAUUUUAAUAAAGAUAAAUGUGCUUCUG